This is a messenger RNA of Galeopterus variegatus (Sunda flying lemur), 4752 nucleotides long. It is a transcript of the gene RFC1, whose product is annotated as replication factor C (activator 1) 1, 145kDa. Gene Ontology annotation, molecular function: DNA clamp unloader activity; ATP binding; ATP hydrolysis activity. Bases 92 to 3460 code for a protein of 1122 amino acids. The transcript is spliced from 26 exons. Gene Ontology annotation, cellular component: nucleus; DNA replication factor C complex. Lineage: Eukaryota; Metazoa; Chordata; Mammalia; Dermoptera; Cynocephalidae. The record is from RefSeq and is a predicted model, not a curated record. Gene Ontology annotation, biological process: DNA replication; DNA repair.
GAGAAGUUGUUGGCGCCAAUGGAUCCCGAGCCCCGAUAACGGGUCCCCCAGCCGGCCAACCCGUCGCCGGCGCCUUAACCCUGGGGCUGCGAUGGACAUUCGGAAAUUCUUUGGAGUUAUACCAAGUGGAAAAAAAGUUGUAAGUGAAACAGUAAAGAAGAAUGAGAAAACAAAGUCUGCUGAAGAAACUUUAAAAUCAAAGAAAGGAAUAAAGGAAAUCAAGGUAAAUAGCUCUUGUAAAGAUGAUUCCAAACAGAAGCAUCCAAGCAAGAAAAAGAGGAUCAUCUAUGAUUCAGAUUCAGAAUCAGAGGAGACGGUGCAGAUAAAAAAUGCCAAAAAGCAACCAGAAAAAUUGCCCUUGUCUUCUAAAUCUGGUAAAAUUUUACGGCAGGACCCUGUUACAUACAUUUCAGAAACAGAUGAAGAAGAUGACUUUAUGUCUAAGAAGGCAGCCUCAAAAUCAAAAGAGAAUGGAGGAUCUACCAAUAGUUAUCUUGGAGUAUCAAACAUGAAAAAGAAUGAAGAAAAAACUAAGACUGAGAAUAAACCUUUAUCACCAAUAAAACUUACACCCACAUCAGUGCUUGAUUAUUUUGGAACUGGAAGUGUCCAAAGAUCAGAUAAGAAGAUGGUGGCAAGCAAGAGAAAAGAGCCUUCACAAAAUACAAAUGAUUCUGGAUUAAAUGAUGAAGCCAUCGCCAAGCAAUUGCAACUUGAUGAAGAUGCAGAGUUGGAGAGGCAAUUGCAUGAAGAUGAAGAGUUUGCCAGAACAUUAGCCAUGUUGGAUGAAGAACAACCUAAGACCAAAAAGGCUCGAAAGGACACAGAAGAAGGAGAAACAUUUUCAUCUGUCCAACCCAACUUGGGUAAAGCAGAGAAAUAUAAAUAUCCUCAUAAAGUAAAAACAGAACAAUUUUCAGAUGAAAGGAAGAGCUACAGUCCCAGGAAGCAAACUAAAUGUGAAAGUUCAAAAGAAUCUCAGCCAUACUUCAUGUCUUCAGCUCAUAAAACAGGAGAAUCCUCUUUUCUAAAGGCUGAUUGUAGGCUGGUACUUAUGGAAAAAAAAGAAAAGAGUCCUUAUAAAAAAAUAGGGCCUGUGGCUUCAAAAAUAAAAGAAAAUACCAUUGAAUUGAAAAGAGAGACAAAAACUCCUAAGAAAACCAAAAGUUCUCCAGCUAAAAAAGAGUCUGUAAGUCCUGAAGAUUCUGAGAAGAAACGCACUAAUUAUCAAGCUUAUCGAAGCUAUUUAAAUCGAGAAGGUCCCAAAGCUCUGGGCUCGAAAGAAAUACCAAAGGGAGCUGAAAAUUGCUUGGAAGGUCUUAUAUUUGUAAUCACAGGCGUGCUGGAGUCCAUUGAACGAGAUGAGGCCAAGUCUUUAAUUGAACGCUAUGGGGGGAAAGUAACAGGAAAUGUCAGCAAGAAAACAAACUAUCUUGUCAUGGGUCGUGAUAGUGGACAGUCCAAGAGUGAUAAGGCAGCAGCCUUGGGGACAAAAAUUAUUGAUGAAGAUGGCCUAUUGAAUCUGAUUCGAACUAUGCCGGGUAAGAAGUCCAAGUAUGAGAUAGCAGUUGAAACUGAGAUGAAGAAAGAAAAGUCCAAAUUGGAGAGAACACCCCAAAAAAGUGAACAACGAAAAAGAAAAAUUAGUCCAACUGAGGAAGAAUCAGAAUCUAAAAAGAGCAAGUUGACUCCCAAAAGGGACAGCUCUGUAAAGCCAAUAAAAAAGGAAAAAAGUGGCUUUCGGAGAGGCCUGGACCUCAAGGAGCAGGUGGCUGAGGAGACAAAUGGUGACAGCAAGGCUAGGACCGUGGCUGAUGACAGCAGUGAAAACAAAGUGGAAAAUUUGCUCUGGGUGGAUAAAUAUAAGCCAACCUCGCUCAAGACCAUAAUUGGACAGCAAGGUGACCAGAGCUGUGCCAACAAACUCCUGCGCUGGCUCCAAAACUGGCACAAGAGUCCAUCUGAAGAUAAAAAACACGCAGCAAAGUUUGGUAAAUUUGCCGGCAAAGAUGAUGGCUCUAGUUUUAAGGCAGCAUUGCUCUCAGGCCCUCCAGGCGUUGGCAAAACCACCACAGCUUCUCUGGUGUGUCAGGAAUUGGGAUAUAGCUAUGUGGAACUAAAUGCAAGUGACACUCGGAGUAAGAACAGUUUAAAGGCAAUUGUUGCUGAAUCACUGAAUAAUACCAGCAUCAAAGGCUUUUAUUCAAAGGAUUCACAGGAAUUAAUCAGCCUGAUAAAACAUACCAAAAUUCCCAUUAUUUGUAUGUGCAAUGAUAGAAACCAUCCCAAGAUUCGCUCUUUGGUGCAUUAUUGUUUUGAUCUUCGUUUUCAAAGACCUCGGGUUGAACAGAUUAAGGGUGCUAUGAUGUCUAUUGCAUUUAAAGAGGGUUUAAAGAUUCCUCCUCCAGCUAUGAAUGAAAUAAUUUUAGGAGCCAAUCAAGAUAUCAGACAGGUUCUGCACAAUCUGAGUAUGUGGUGUGCACGAAGUAAGGCACUAACCUAUGACCAGGCCAAGGCUGAUUCUCAUAGGGCCAAAAAGGAUAUCAAACUGGGCCCAUUUGAUGUUGCCCGGAAAGUGUUUGCAGCUGGAGAGGAGACUGCUCAUAUGUCACUUGUGGACAAAUCAGAUCUUUUUUUUCAUGAUUAUUCAAUAGCACCUCUCUUUGUCCAGGAGAACUACGUACAUGUGAAGCCUGUAGCUGCAGGGGGUGACAUGAAAAAGCACUUGAUGCUUUUAAGCAGAGCAGCAGAUAGCAUAUGUGAUGGUGAUUUAGUGGACAGUCAGAUCCGGAGUAAGCAAAACUGGAGUCUUCUGCCCACACAGGCCAUUUAUGCCAGUGUCCUUCCUGGAGAGUUGAUGAGAGGGUACAUGACCCAGUUUCCCACCUUCCCAAGCUGGCUGGGGAAGCACUCGUCUAUGGGCAAACACGAUCGUAUUGUUCAGGACCUAGCAUUGCAUAUGAGCCUCAGAACAUAUUCCAGCAAAAGGACAGUAAACAUGGAUUAUCUGUCACACAUAAGGGAUGCACUUGUACAACCCUUGACCUCACAAGGGGUAGAGGGAAUACAGGAUGUGGUUGCACUUAUGGACAUAUAUUAUUUGAUGAAAGAAGAUUUUGACAAUAUCAUGGAAAUUAGCAGCUGGGGUGGCAAACCUAGUCCCUUUUCCAAGCUGGAUCCCAAGGUAAAAGCAGCCUUCACCAGAGCUUACAAUAAGGAAGCCCACCUUACCCCGUAUUCACUUCAGGCAAUAAAGACAUCUAGACACAGCACAGGCCCAGCAAUGGAUUUUGAAUACAAUGAAGAGUUAAACGAAGAUGACUCUCAAUCUGAUGAGAAAGACCAAGAUGGUAUAGAAACUGAUGCUAUGAUCAAGAAAAAGACAAAGUCUUCAAAGCCUUCAAAACCAGUAAAAGAUACGGAGUCCAGAAAAGGAAAAGGAAAAAGUUUGAAGAAAUGAAACCCUUUUUCACUACCGACAGCCAUUUUUUACCCACCCUCAGGACCAGUCUAGCUGGUCUAGAAAAAGCCUUAUUUUUUCCCAAGGAACCAUGUUUUAGCAUAAUGGGAUUACCUGGUGGCCCCAUUAUAAGUAAAGGCCGGUAUAGCUAGAAGGAUAUAACUAACUAGUAGGCUCACAUACACCUCUUAUAGAGGUUUGUAGGACUUGGGUCCUCCACUAUCCCCUGUCAAUCUAAUUAGAUUGUUGUGCUUCAAAAUGACUGUGUAUAAUUAGAACUAGAAACUACACGUGGACUUUGGAGUCAGAUUUUAGUUAACACAAUAAUAAGCCUGGGAGCAGUGGUACUAAGAUGCCUUUUAUAGGCUUAAGAAUUUAUCCUAAUGGCCUUUCUAGGAUCAAUGCCAAGUUUUUUUUAAAGGUAGUUCCUAUAUGUGGUGAAAUUUUGUAAAUAAAUCAUAAUCCAAAAUAAUCACCACCUAGAACUUGGUAUUCUUUGUAUAUUGUCCAAUAUCUUCCAAUGUAUAAGUUAGUAAAAAUGUUCCAUAUGAUACAUGUACAAAUUCUUCUUAGGAUUGUCAUCUUGUACAGCAAAAUACGUUGGUAUAUUACAUUCCUUAUUAAUUUGCAAGUGAUUGGAUAAGAAAGCAUUAACCAGUUGUGUGAAACUUAACCUUGUCAACUGAAGAGUCAGAACUCAGAUUCACAGCUUUACUCCCUCUGAGUGCUGACCAUAUCUCUGCUGUAAAUAGAAGUUCAUGCAGAGGCCUUGUCACUAGCAGUGUGGGGGACUGCAGAAGGGUUGCCAGACAUUCUUAUCCUCUGGAGUCUCAACUCAUCAGUUUCAAACCAGUAGGCCCCAGGCUGGGUCAGAUUCUUAGGCUCACUCUGACAUGGGACAAAAAUGAACAUGGGCUUCUGUUUACUUUGUCCCUGGGAGAUCCUGUUCUGUCCUCUGAUGUAUUCCACAAAUCCUAUUGGAACUUUAGAUUGUACCUAUAAUGAUACUUGUUGAGUGGUCCUGAGGCUGUGGAUCUAGCCUGGAAUUUAGGUGUCUAGCUAUUUUUUAAUCUUCUCAGUAAAUGCUCAGAGGUGUGUGCUACCUCUGGGAGGUAUAUGCUAAAAGGAAUGUAAAAUAAGGAUAGUGUUCUCUGCCUUUCGGGAACUGACAGUCUUGUUUGGGGAUGAGACAUAAAGUUCUUGAGACAUUUAAAGCGUAUUUACCAGUGUGAAAAAUGUCUUUCAUGGAGAUUAAUUCAUUAUGGAAAUAAAACAUUGCCUUGAGCCCUUGC